UAGAGAACACGAAGACAUCUACUAUUACAGAGGAUAAAACUUACCUUCAGACGACCACUUACAUGACAACAGCCACCGCUACACUGACAGACACUGCGACAAAAACUCAGACUGUGUAUGAAACUGCUCUUUCCUCGUGCCUCUGGAAGUGCGAACUUUACUGGGGAAUGGCAACUGGCAACAGUGAUGGUUGGAAUACGUAUGCUACACCGACCGCGACUGCGUGGGACCACAGUUCAAGUUCCACUUACUGGAAUAAACCCAGCUCUGAAUCCAAUAUUUACGCUUCUUCAAGCUCGGCAAAGCCAUAUGGCUGGAGUUCGUCUGGUAGUUCUAGCGGUAGAUAUUAGUUUGUGUAUUUGCAACGACUUGAUUAGCUGUUUAUAAAGGGACUAUUUUCUUCUUCUUCAUCUAAAUUGUAGAUUGUUAGAUUGUGAUACAUAGGUAAACUGCAU
Messenger RNA from Serpula lacrymans var. lacrymans S7.9, 455 nucleotides. RefSeq lists its product as uncharacterized. The record is from RefSeq and is a predicted model, not a curated record. Lineage: Eukaryota; Fungi; Basidiomycota; Agaricomycetes; Boletales; Serpulaceae. Bases 63 to 350 code for a protein of 95 amino acids. The transcript has 3 exons.